Molecule: messenger RNA, 794 nt
Organism: Copidosoma floridanum
Lineage: Eukaryota; Metazoa; Arthropoda; Insecta; Hymenoptera; Encyrtidae
Product: ATP synthase subunit d, mitochondrial
Biological process (GO): proton motive force-driven ATP synthesis
Molecular function (GO): proton transmembrane transporter activity
Source: RefSeq, a predicted model, not a curated record
CUUUCCACGUCGCGUGCAUGUGUCUGUGGUGAAACUGUCGAAUAUCGGUGGUGUUGUACUAAAUCAGUACUAGUACUACCAGUAGUCAGUUGACUUGAAGGCAAACCAUGGCUGCAAGUCGUAGAGCCAUCAAGGCCAUCAACUGGGCUGCUCUGACCGAGCGCAUCCACGAGUCCGAAAGGAACACCCUGACCGCCUUCAAGGCCAAAUCCGACCUGUACCUACGUCAGCUUCAAGCAAAUCCUGAAAAUCCGCCUAAAAUAGACUGGUCAUUUUACAAAAAGAAGAUCGCCACUCCUGCAUUAGUUGAUAAAUUUCAGAAAGAAUAUGAAUCGCUGAGUAUUCCUUACCCCCAGGAUAAAUACAGCUCCUUAAUCGAUGAGCAAGAGAAAUUAGGGCAAGAACAUGUAAAAAAGUUUAUCAGCGAAUCCAAUGAACGCAUAGAGAAAUUCAAGAAGGAACUUGAGCACUUGGGAAGUUUGUUGAAAUAUGGUGAAAUGACUAUGGAGGACUUUGCAGAAGCACAUCCAGAUCUUGCCCUAGAUCCAAUUAAUAGACCAACAAUCUUCCCCCAUACACCCGACGUGCAACCAGAUGCUGAAGAUUCAAAAGAAAAAUCACAUUAAAUGUGCUCCAUCUUACUGCUAUAUUUAAUGUAGUUAUUAAAUGUUUCACUGAUUGAGUUUUUAAUUUAAAUCAUUGUAUAAUUUCAAAUUGUUCAUUUUAAAUCAAUCUUGUAUAAUAUACAAAUUAAGGAGCAGAUCUUGAAAAAUAUAUCUGCUUUGUUAUAAAAA